AUGAGCUACAUCCACCCCUCAUGGAAUUAUCCUGGCCAUUCGGGUCUCCCAAUGGACCACACCCUCGCAUAUGACCCAAGCAUGGUCCCUCCUCCCAUGAUGCACCCCAUGGACGGCUACUGCUACCCUCACCCACCUAUGGAGAUGAUUGAUUAUUACCACCAACCUAUCAUGGACUACGACGAAUACACAGAGAACCUGUCCCGACCACGCUUGACCAAGGAGCAAGUCGAGACCCUUGAGAACCAGUUCCAGGCUCACCCUAAGCCCAGCAGCAAUGUCAAGCGUCAAUUGGCCGCUCAGACUAACCUGAGCUUGCCUCGUGUUGCUAACUGGUUCCAAAAUCGACGCGCCAAAGCGAAGCAACAAAAACGCCAAGAGGAAUUUGAGAAGAUGCAAAAAGCCAAGGUCGAAGCGGAGGAGGCGGCUCGUCGCAAGUCGGACACUUCGGAACAACUGUCGGGAUCUCAAGCUUCUGCUUCCAAGGAGGAGCCAGAGCGAUCCCCAACCCCCAAACAACAAUCGAGUGUGAAGGCUGAGGGCAGUGCAAAGAUCGAUGAGAUAAAGACACAUCACAAAACGAAGAGUGAGUCUGCCCGAGAUGCAACCUUCGCAUCAUUGCAGCGAGCACUGAACGCUGCAGUGGCUGCAAGGGAUCGCUUCACAGGACGGGAAUCGCGCACCAAGCACGACUCUUCCAUUGAAGAAGAAGCUAUAUCGCCCACAGCCAUGGCUCCGCCUAAGGCCCCUACCGCACAAGAGAACAAGGGCCAAGCGUCCUACCAAUACCAGGAGUGGCCCGAGGUCAAAGAGUCGGCUCAGUGGGCAUCAUCUCACGGCCACUCCCUGUCUGAGCUGCCAACCUCCUCGCACUCUAUUUCUCAGAAUGUGGACGCAUUCGCCGGUGCCCAGUUCACUCAGCAUGAGGAGUGGGUUGAGACUCCUAAAGACCAUAUGCAUGCUGGACCCGAUGGUCUUAGUUACACGAACAUGCAAUACCCCCUGUCCAUGCAGACUCCCGAUAUCUCCGUCACCCGACGUGAGUCAUCUAGUGCUCUUACUGCUUCUUUGGAGGGUAUUGGCAUUUGUACACCUGGAUCUGCAGCUUCGAGCCAGGCUGGAGGAUCAUGGAAGGGGCCAGGACAAGAGCUUGACCUUGCCGCUCGCCGAAAGCGCCCCCGUCCUGCUGCCAUUGGCACGUCCAACACUCGCUCCCUAGCUGCCUCAACCUCUAUGUCCUCCCUUUCUCCAACUAGCCGCGUGCCUAGUUCGGGUGCUGGUAACUCGAUGAGGCAUUCCAAGUCGGCUCAGUGCCUGAACAACAGGUACGCUGGUGUCCGCAAGGCGUCAGCGGCUCAACGGUCUCCUCUCAACUUCACAUUUGCCGAGUCUGGCUCCAUGAAGUCUACUAAGACUGAGAUGUUGCGACCAUCGGUCUCAACAACCUUGGCUCCGCCAACUCCAUUGACCCCUCAAGACUUCCAGCACUUCAUGCCGGCUUCGCCGACUGACAGCUACUGCCUAUCCGCGCAUUCCAACACUCAAUUUUUCCCCUCAUCUCAGCCAAUGCAAGUGAACAUUGCAUCACCUCCUACUACUCCACUUGACAUCUACUCCCCUUUCACAUAUCAGAAUGCGGCCCCGCCAAUGUCCGCUCCGGCUCAAGCUAGCAACUUCCCCGAGUACAUUAACUGUGAGCCGGCUCCUAUGACGGCGCGCAGUUGGGCAGAUACUACUGCUCUCUCCUCGCCGGAAUAUCCGGCAGGUCUUCAGGUGCCUCACUCCAACAACGUCUCGCCGGUUGGUUUCGAUGCUUCCGUUGACCACCGCGGAAAUGGCUUUAUGGAUUCUGUUUCAGGCUCUCCAUCUUUGAUCUACUCAAUUGAGGAUGCCGAUAUGCCAAUUUCUGCAGAUGUUGAAAGGAAGGCGUCAGAGUAUUCAAUGCAUGAGUUUCACGAGCAGCAAGACGCUCAUAGUUUCGCCGCUCACCAGAUGGGGUCUGUUCACAAGCCAAAGGCCUAUACAUUUGCGAACAACUCCACGCCGAGCCGCUACCCCUGA
Penicillium odoratum is the source of this 2061-nucleotide messenger RNA. Its product is annotated as homeobox domain-containing protein. Gene Ontology annotation, biological process: regulation of transcription by RNA polymerase II. The record is from RefSeq and is a predicted model, not a curated record. The transcript has 2 exons. NCBI's taxonomy places the organism in Eukaryota, Fungi, Ascomycota, Eurotiomycetes, Eurotiales, Aspergillaceae. Gene Ontology annotation, molecular function: DNA-binding transcription factor activity, RNA polymerase II-specific; DNA binding. The coding region runs from base 1 to 2061 and encodes 686 amino acids. Gene Ontology annotation, cellular component: nucleus; RSC-type complex.